Molecule: messenger RNA, 1101 nt
Organism: Microdochium trichocladiopsis
Lineage: Eukaryota; Fungi; Ascomycota; Sordariomycetes; Xylariales; Microdochiaceae
Exons: 2
Coding region: 1-1101 (366 amino acids)
Source: RefSeq, a predicted model, not a curated record
AUGUCUUCUACCCCCGCAGCCAGGCGACCUCCUAUGAAGGCUCAGAAGACUGAGCGAUCCCAUGAAGAGAACCAAGAGCGCGCCUACAUCGCCGCGUCCCGCCGAGCAGAUCGCAGCCUUGAGGCGCGUGUCCAGUCAGCGAGGAUGGCUUCUGAAAUCCACCGCCGACGAACCGGGCGUGGUCUCAAAGUCACCGAGGAAAUCGUUCUCAAGGAGGAGAUGUACGAAGAGGAGGAUGACGAUCUGCCCAGGCAGUACAGAUACCUUACCGCCCACCUUCAGACAGGUUCCUCAGACAUGAACUCUCGCGUCAAUGCCUACAUUACUACACAAGCUGCCAUGGCCACAAUGGCCCGCUACAACGAGAUCAACAAACUGUUCAAUGAGUCGUUCCCCAGCGCCCAGAGCAUGCAGCAGCGCUACGACCAGUCCGUAUACGCUGCUCCGAUCAUGAGGACAGGUUCCGUUUCGGCAGCACCGGCCCAAGGUCAAACUUCCCCAUUGCCCAUGUCGCCAACCACGAAGAAGCGAUCCUACUCGGAACACUCGCAGCCAGCAGAGACACCACAGACUCUUCUGACUUCGCCUGCCACAGCGUCCAUCUCGUCCCCACCGGCACUCACGCCCAACUCCGCUGGUAGCGAGUUCGCUGAUGCGAAGUCCCCAGUGCAGCAAGGAUCGUUUAUACGUCCUCCGCGGCUAGACACCCAGCUUGUCGCACAACCUGCGGUCCCAUCGUCCGUCUUCACAUCCGAGCUUCCCAACGAGAUCAAGAUGAUGGGUAAUUUCGACCUCGCCGAUCCGAUGGCCAUGCAGUUCUUUGGUGGAACUAGUGACGCGUGGCUCAACAUGUUUGGUCAACAGGCAGACGACACUUUCAAAUUUGGCUCCUCAGCGACUGCUGGCCAUGUCAAUGGCGAGCUGACUGCAUUCUCUCCGGCAGAGUUGGACCACCCGCUAGAGGACGAUGCACCCAUAUUCUCACCUGUUGAUGGUCAUUUUGCCCAGCGUGACUUUGGACUCGACAGUCUGAGCCGUCUUGGCACUCCUGCUGGCGGGGACAACUGGGAGAGCUUUGUCGAUUUUGGCUCCGAGCGAUGA